This is a messenger RNA of Chaetomium globosum CBS 148.51, 2697 nucleotides long. RefSeq lists its product as uncharacterized. The transcript has 4 exons. Gene Ontology annotation, biological process: regulation of DNA-templated transcription. Bases 1 to 2697 code for a protein of 898 amino acids. NCBI's taxonomy places the organism in Eukaryota, Fungi, Ascomycota, Sordariomycetes, Sordariales, Chaetomiaceae. The record is from RefSeq and is a predicted model, not a curated record.
AUGUCGCAAAACCCUCGCGCGGUCGAGCCGCAGGUGCUCGAACAACCUGCACCAGCCCUGCCGCUCGCCACAGAGUUUUCGGCUGCAGGCGAGGAUUCUGACGAAUACGACGAUAUCGAUCUUCUUAUCCUCCAGCCAAUCGACCUCACAGAAUCGGAGACCCUACCUCACCACCUCGCCCAACGCAACACCACGCCCAUCUCCAUCAAUUCGAGCGAUUCAAGCGAUCGAGGAGGCUAUUCGGAACCUUCUUCACCAAUUGCAAGCGCUAUAAACCGCGACGGCUUUGUUGAGCGGCCCCGUUUAGAACCAGGCGCGAUUUCCAGCCAGUCAGAGUGGGACGGUUGCAGCCAGGGCUCGGCUUCGGAGUGGGGUGGGUUCACCGACCACGACGGGGAUACGUCUGACGAUGAAGACAUUCCCAACCCCCCUAACGGUAUAUCAGCGCCUACUAUUGAGGGCCUACAGAACGCCGUGAACGCCUGGGCAAAGACAAGAGGCCUAGGUUCGGUGAAUCCGCUGGCCUACGUGAAACCGGCACCCGAAAGUGCGGCUGCACCUGGAAGUCAGUUGCCAAGCUUACCCAAGACGGCUGGGUGUUCCGGAAUUCUGACGAGCCUCAACACCAUUAACCAUGGACCUUCUUCUCAUGCUUCCGCCCAUCCUCAACACCGGAAGAUCGCCGCUGAGGUUCUUGAUACCAUCGUCAACGCUUCAAAGCAUCACGGAAUCCGCUCCAGGGAGAUCGGGGCGCUCAUCAGAGACGGCUUCCCCGAUUCCAGCUACAUCAGGAAAGACAUCUACAAUGCGAGGGCGAAGAUCCGGAAGGAAAAGCUUGGUGGUUAUACUCCUGCAGGUGCCCUGAUCAAGUCGUUUGAUGAGAACGGCAUCAAAUACCGUGUCAAGUGGGCUGACGAGGAUGAGACUGAGCUCCUGGCCUUGGUGUUUACUUUCAACGGCUUGAUGGAUAUCACAAAGCAGUACUCAGACGUCAUGCAGAUCGAUCUCACCUACAAUACCAACUGCUUUGGUUAUCCUCUGUACCAAGUGGCAGGGCUCACCGGCGCCAACACCAUCUACAACUCCAUCUUCGGCUUCAUCGACAAUGAGAGAAAGGAAUCGUUCGAUUGGCUUUGCCGGGGGACACAUGAGCUGCGAGCUGAGUUCAGCGUUGAGCCCCCCAUCGUCAUCUUGACCGAUCAUUGCAAAGAGCUUAAGGCCGCCCUCCUGGAGGUAUUCCCCGACUCGCAACAACAGAUCUGCAUCUAUCACGUCAUAAAGAACGUCCUCCUCAAUGCCAAGAAGAAGUUCAAGAGGGUUGAAAGCCCUGAUUUCCUUGACGAAGAGGCUUUUGAAGGUGAUGAGGAUGUUGGUGACGAUGGGGGUAGUGCUGAGGUAGCCGCUAGGCUGAAUGCCGAGGAGGCAACUGCCUUGGCACGGAUCCGCUCCUUAGAUGACCCUGGUGUUACCACUGAGUCUCGCGGCCCCUUUCCCCACGACCACAAUGGUGUUGAGGCUUUGUUUAAAGUCAUGAAGCAAUGGAUGCCUUUGCGGCACCAGUGGGCGCAGUGCUACACCCGAACGUACCGAAACUACGGCGCAAGAGUGACGUCACCAACCGAGUCAAGCAAUCUCAACAUCAAGAGCUACCUCCUCGACGGUAGAAGCGACUGCGUCCGCCUUGUUGAGGGUAUCAAGGAGAUGGCUGACGAACAGCUUGAGCAUCUCCAGCAAGUUCUUGGCCAACAGGGAAUGAGUGUGAGAAAGAAUUGGCUGUCACGGCGGUACCUUGGCUCUCUACCUAACAAGGUGACGUAUAAAGCCUUGGAGUUGAUCAACCGCGAGUAUCGCUUUGCCAGGGCAGCGUUUCCUGGAAAGAAACAAAAGGCACGCCCUUUGCCAGCCUGCAACGAAAACAACUGUACGGCUACGCAGCAAUACGGUAUACCUUGCCGUCACAGCAUUUACAACAUCCUGGCGCAGUCACUCGUCAAACCAGAUGCCAAGAUCCGACUCUGGGACGUACACCAUCACUGGCACCUCAAGAACAGGCUUGGGGACCCCUACCUCCGGAUUCGUGAUCCCAGGGUUGCUACGAAGCGGAAGGGUAGACCGAGAAACGAGCCUGCCGCCGUGCCCCUAGAUAUGGCGAUCAUGUUUGUCAGGGGAGGUGUGGCUUCCACCCCUGCAGCUCCGACGAACUCCAGUACUCCGGCAACCCCCAGAAGGCUCCCCCCCACCGCCAGGGCUUCGAAUCCAUUGUCCCAGGCUCAGCCGACAACCCAGCGACGCAAGAGGACCCAGCCUAGGCCCCCUAAGGGUACUGCGCCGCAUCUGAAGCCCAGUAUACGUCGUAGGCUGUCACAGGUGGAGUUGGUGAAGUCUCCAGAGGUUGAUAGAGGGUUCGAGAGGUUCAAGAUCAAAGCUGCAAAGCGCCCAUCCUUGCUCACGGCGCCGAAGGCAACGAAAAGGGGUAGGGUUUCUGAGGUGGCUCCUGAGGCUGCGCCUCCGCGAAAACAAGCCUCAAAGCGCAACGCAGUGCUUUCUACGACCUCACAGUCAAGCGAACAGGUUCAGGCGGGCUCUGCAGCGCAAACCCAAGCCGUUCAGGACCCGUCUCCCCCCAUGACGAGGACUCGGAGUGGCCGAGCGGUCAAACCAUCGGCUAAAUUACGUGGUGCGGCUCAGGAGGUCUAA